Molecule: messenger RNA, 883 nt
Organism: Diospyros lotus (date-plum)
Lineage: Eukaryota; Viridiplantae; Streptophyta; Magnoliopsida; Ericales; Ebenaceae
Product: heavy metal-associated isoprenylated plant protein 35-like
Exons: 3
Coding region: 71-844 (257 amino acids)
Molecular function (GO): metal ion binding
Source: RefSeq, a predicted model, not a curated record
CUCUCUCCCUCUCUCUGUUUUGCUUCUGACCUCUAUUUCAAGCCCUUCCAACUAGAAACUGAAUCAAGGCAUGGCAAAGGAAACAGAUCUAAAGAAGAUUGAAUUGAAAGUUUCAGUCAACUGUUGUGACGGAUGCAAGAAGAGAGUAAAGAAAGCACUACGAAGUAUUGAAGGGGUUUACAAGACAGAAAUUGACCCUUUGCAGCCCAAAGUUAUAGUUCUAGGAAAUGUGGAGCCACAAACUGUAAUAAGGAAGCUAGUAAAAGCUGGAAAACAGGCAGAAAUAUGGAGCAAUGAGAAUCAGAAAGCAGGAAAGGAAAAGGAUGUAGAAGUUGUGAUUACAAAAGAGCAACACAAAGAAGAAUCAAAAUCAGAGGGUGCCCCAGCAAAAUGCUCAAAUUCAAGUACCACUCCCAUUCGUAUGAUCAAAGAAAGUAUAACUGGAGGCCAGGAAGGUAGUAACAAAUCCUCUAAUAAGGAUACAAACUGCACAGCCAAUGCACCUGGCUCCAAAGUCAUUACAAGUGAAAAAGUUCUUUCCCCACGCCCAGAAGUAACUUGUUCUGUGCAUCCAAGCAUGUUGUCUGACAAGGGUAAAGCCAGGACAAAUAUAGAGGAUGGCAACAUGGUCGAGUCUAGCACUACUGUUUCACCUUGUUACGCAGCACAUUCACAUCAAGCACCUCCUUGUUUGCCAACAUGUUGCAGCCAAGAACACUACUGCCACUACCACCACUACUGCUACCAUGGAGGGCCAGAAUCUCAACCAUAUAUCCAGAUGCCAGUUGUGACAGUUGGAGAGUAUUUCAGUGAUGAGAACACCUCUGGAUGCAAUGUGAUGUGAGUCUCCAGUGCUCAAUUUUAGGAAGAAGAGAGUGCUUUC